UGGCCUACAUCUUGGGGUCAGAGAGAGAGAGAGAGCACGAGAGAGUUACAGAGCGAGACAGAGAAAGAAAGGAAAGGAUAGAAUGAGUGUGAGAGAGAGGAAGGGAAUGUGAACAGAGUAUCUGAAAGAGUGUAAUAGAAGAAUAGAGCAAGAGAGCAACAUUGAGAGAGGAGACUUUAAGUAAGGGCUCAUCGUGGAUUUAGUAUUGAUCGGGGGGUGAAAAAGUGUUGGUGUUAGAAUUAAAUGUAGUCUGCUGUCAGUUGUGGAUGAGAAAAGGAUUUGAGUACAACAGGUGCACUUAUAAAGUUUCUUCAAGACAAGACAACCUGAGCAGAACAAACAACCAGGCCACAGCUGGAAGAUCAAUUGAUCCCUUAUUCCUAUUUGUCAGUGUUGUUGUCAUGGCGAGGCACUGGCGUCUGUCAUCGGAGGGCUUCCCCCCUGUCAGCGGCCAUUUUGGAUCAACAGGCGGACUCAGGACGGAGAGAAAAGAAGAGGAAGAGGAGGAACGCUCACCCAUCUACUCCCUCUCCAAGAGCUCCAUGGACGUAGUCACGGCAACCAAACACCCGCAUCUGCGAGACCCGGCCUGGGCAAAACUGGAGCUGAGACGGAGCGCCAGCCAAAAUACACAGUCCUCCACAAACACACACACACCAAAACUCACAACCCUACAGCAAUACAUACAACAACCCACACCCUCACACUCACAGACGUCUCAAAACAUACACGGGCACGGAUCUCCCCUUAGUAAUGAGCGUGUGGCGCGUUGGAGUAUGUGUAGCGCCAGUGUGUGUAGCAGUGUUAGCACACCAGAGACGGUCAUAUGGAAGGGAGGGAGUAUGACUGAGGAGACCCCGUGCAUCCUGUACUCCGCUCGCUGCUCCAGACUGGCUUCAGAGUCUCAGUCUUCCAUACAAACACCUGCUACACCCUCACCUUUCACCUCACCCCUAAACACACCCACUCAGAGCCCAACCCUACACACACGCCACAACCUACCCCAACUCCAAUACAGACCGUCACCCCUUACCGCAGACACACCCUGUCAAACGCACACACCUUCACCUAUGUCCUCACCCCUACCUAUAAUGUUACCACUACCCUCACCCCUAUCUAUAACCUCACCUCUACCCUCACCUCUAGCUGUAAUAUCAUGCCUACCCUCACCCCUAUCUAUAACCUCACCUCUACCCUCACCUCCAGCUGUAAUAUCAUGCCUACCCUCACCCCUAUCUGUAACCUCACCUCUACCCUCACCUCCAGCUGUAAUAUCAUGCCUACCCUCACCCCUGACCCCUAAAGGAAAUCCAAAUCCUUACACAGACGAGGCCUGUUCCCCCCACAAGCAUCCCUCUUCCCCCUUUCCCUCUCCUUCCUGUAGAGCUCAGGGUGUGGAAGGUCUGGAGGAGAGGGGCAGCAUUGAGCAGGUCCCACCCCAACCAGGGUGCACCCCUGUGGGGAUGUACUAUGUAGAGAAGCCCCCUAUCCUGAGCCCCAGACCCAGACCUAACAACAACACACCUCCGUUGGGUGUUUGCUUGGGCAUCCCUGUACAGCAGCAAGAAGUGGAGAUGGACCCUUGGGUGUUUUUCCCCAGCCCACCUGCUCACCUGGCAUUGUCAUGGUCACCGAGGCUCACCUGUCCGUCUGGCCGAGGUCAGAUAUCGGCAGGUUUAGUUUCCUCCCUCAGCGACUCACAAUUGGACGGCUGCCCCCGCUGCUCCUGUAACUCUGCCUAUUCAGGGGUCAUGAACUUGAUGACAUCAUUACCCCAGGGGUCAGGGUUCAGGGAGGAGGGGACAAUGACAUCACAGAGGGAGCUGGUGGAGGUCGGGGUGCAGGCAGGGUCACCUCAAGGGUCAAGGUUAAACUUUAGGUCCCUCCAGAGCUCCCUAAAGGAUUAUGGGUCGGACACUAAUCUGGGGUCUCCCCCUCGGUCCAACUCCAUCAUGGGCUACAACACUUAUCUAGGUUCACAGUCCAUCUUGGGGUCCCCUCCGGGGUCAAGGUUGAACCUGAGGUCAUCGCUAGGCUCCCACUCCAACCUGGUGUCGCCCUCUUCCAGUAUGUUCCCUCUGGACAUCCCCAGAGAGGGGUGGGAGGAGAAGUUAGAGUGGGAGGACAGCAUCUCUGCCCCACUGGGGGAGAUGGGGAGGAGGAGAUCCUGUCUGAAGGUGGUGGUACAGGAGGAGGAUAGGAGUAGAAGUGGAGAAUGGGAUCACAGCAAGAGGAGGAGUAGUAUGAAGCAGGUGCAGUGGGAUGAAGACGGGAUGACCUGGGAUGUUUACGGAGCCUCUCUGGACCCCGAGGAACUCAGCUCGGCCAUACAGAAACACCUGCAACUCAAGACCAGGACAGACAACACAAACACAGAAACCACUCCCAAAACCAAACCGAAGACUAAAAGCAAAUCAAGGGUUAAGGUCAUUUCUAAAACCAAGAACAAAACUCCUCUCAUGGAAACCGCUACCCCGUCAACCCCUGUUAUGACAACCAAAGGCAAGACCGCUUCCAUGGAAACCACUACCCUGUCAACCCCUGUCACUACCAAAAGAAAGACCACUGCCAUGGCAACUUCCCCAAUGGCAUUAUCGAUUAAUACCGUGGCGACUGCUGCCAUUGAGACUGAGGCUGACACCAAAGGAGAGGGAGAGAGAGAGGGAGUCAGAGAGGGAGAAAAAGAGGGAGAAGGAGAACAGAGACAGAGAGAACCAGAGGGAGAGGUAAAGGUAGAGAGGGAGGAAGAAGGAAAGUUAGAGGGAGAUAGCGAGGGAGGAAUAGAUGGAAAGGGAAAGGGAGGAGGACAGAGGGAUGGAGGACUGAAGGGGGAAGAGACAGAGGAAAAGGGGACACCAGUGCUGUCUCGUAAGUCGUCAUAUCGUGAGAGUGGGCAGAGCAGGAAGAAGAGUGGAGGAGUGAUGAAGUCACUGAAGCGAUGUGUUCGCUCCUCAAACCCCAAUGAAUGACACUGGAAGAACACUGAGAAGGUGGACAUGAUCACAUUAUAAGACUAACCAAUGACUGUAUGGGACUAACACUGGAGGUUGGCGGGGUGCAGGGUGCAGGGUGCAGUCUAAAGUGCAAAUGAGGCAUCUGAAUAACACUAACACUGGACUCCCUACUGCUGUGUUGUAGUUUUUGACUACUUUAUAUAAAAUGUAUAUGUUAGUAUUCAAAUAUAUCUGCCAGUAGGUGAAAAAUAUGUUGGGUUGGAAAGGAUACUACUCCAGUUCAGGUUUGCAAUAACAUCUACAGUUGAAGUCGGAAGUUUACAUACACCUUCGCCAAAUACAUUUAAACUCAGUUUUUCAUCAUUCCUGACAUUUAAUCCUAGUAACAAUUCCCUGUCUUAGGUCAGUUAGGAUCACCACUUUAUUUUAAGAAUGUGAAAUGUCAGAAUAAUAGUAGAGAGAAUGUUUUAUUUCAGAUUUGAUUUCUUUCAUCACAUUCCCAGUGGGUAAGAAGUUGAAAUACACUCAAUUAGUAUUUUGGUAGCAUUUCCUUUAAAUUGUUUAACUUGGGUCAAACGUUUCGGGUAGCCUUCCACAAGCUUCCAAAAUAAGUUGGGUGAAUUUUAGCCCAUUCCUCCUGACAGAGCUGGUGUAAUUGAGUCAGGUUUUUGAAGGCCUCCUUGCUCACACACGCUUUUUCAGUUCUGCCCACAAAUAUUCUAUAGGAUUGAGGUCAGGGCUUUGUGAUGGCCACUCCAAUACCAUGACUUUGUUAUCCUUAAGCCAUUUUGCCACAACGUUUGAAGACUGCUUGGGGUCAUUGUCCAUUUGGAAGACCUAUUUGCAACCAAGCUUUAACUUCCUGAAUGAUGUCUUGAGAUUAUGGCCAAACAGUUUUUUUGUUUGUUUAAUCAGACCAGAGGAAAAAGUACGAAAAGUACACUCUUUGUCCCCAUGUGCUGUUGCGACCCGAAGUCUGCCUUUUUUAUGGCAGUUUUGGAGCAGUGGCUUCUUCCUUGCUGAGCCUUUCAGGUUAUGUCGAUAUAGGACUCGUUCUACUGUGGAUAUAGAUACUUUUGUACCCGUUUCCUCCAGCAUCUUCACAAGGGCCUUUGCUGUUGUUCUGGGAUUGAUUUUCACAUUUUGCACCAAAGUAUGUUCAUCUCUAGGAGACAGAAACGCGUCUCCUUCCUGAGCAGUAUGACGGCUGCAUGGUCCCAUGGUGUUUAUACUUGUGUACUAUUGUUUGUACAGAUGAACGUGGUACCUUCAGGCAUUUGAACAUUGCUCCCAAGGAUGAACCAGACUUGUGGAGGUCUACAAUUUGUUUUCUGAGGUCUUGGCUGAUUUUUGAUUUUCCCAUAAUGUCAAGCAAAGAGGAACUGAGUUUGAAGGUAGGCCUUGAAACACAUCCACAGGUACACCUCCACCUCCAAAUUAGCCUAUCAGAAGCUUCUAAAGCCAAGACAUCAUUUUCUGGAAUUUUCCACUGUUUAAAGGCACAGUCAAUUUAGUGUAUGUAAACUUCUAACCCACUGGAAUUGUGAUACAGUGAAUUAUAAGUGAAAUGACAUGUGUCAUGCACAAAGUAGAUGUCCUAGCCGACUUACCGAAACUAUAGUUUGUUAACAAGAAAUUUGUGGAGUGGUUGAAAAAGAGAGUUUUAAUGACUCCAACCUGAGUGUAUGUAAACUUCCGACUUCAACUGUAGGUCCAGGAUCCCAGAAAAAACAGCCCUUAAUGUCAAUAUGUGUUACUGCCUGCCUGCACUGCAUUACAGUAAACAUGGAUAUGUGAAUGUGUGGAUGCCAUGAAUUAUUGUAAAUAAUCUCCAAUAGGAAAAAAAUGUAAUGUAUUAAAAUAUCCUGUCAAAACAUUCACUGAUGUUACUUUCAUAUGCAUUCUUUGUACUUUGCAGUAUAUACACAUACAUGUACAUAGGCACUCGCUCGCUCGCUCACUCUCUCAAAAAAAAAUACACAGACACUCACACAGAGUGUUUGUAAACUUGGUGAAACAUGGUGGUGUGAGUAAGUCUAUGUUCAGUUCAUUCAGGCCCUGUGUACUGCUACUGUUCAGAUGAGCAGGCACAUUCCCUGUCAUUCACCGUAGUAAAGGCCUGAAACCACACCUCACUAGCUGCUUCUACUGUUGUCAUAUCUCACUGUUAACGAACAAACACGGUAGUUGUAUUUGUUAUGUAGAGAAACAAAGCCCUCUCUCUUGCCUGCCCCCUGUAUGGUGAAAGUGGUACAGUCCUGGGCCUAGGUGCAAGCCAUACUUAUACUGUAUAGGAUCACUUCAUCCAUCCACAGCCCUAGGGAGGUUUGGAUAAGUUAUAGAGGUUAACUGGAGAAGAUUUAGAGUUAGGUAGAUGUUUAGAUAAGUAGAAGUAAGCCUGAUGAUGGAAAUUAUUUACAGGUAAUGGGGUGUAAUAGUUUGUAGAUAUGAAUGGGUAGAGUGACAAAUUGUGUGCGUGUACAGGGGUUGGGUUUGGAGGGUACAGGUCACCGGAUCACGUGACACAGAAUCAGGAGAUGGGCUUAUGGGGUGACGUGCGUCAUGGGGUGAGUAGGGAGUAAAGUAGGGGGGCUGUUUUUUUCCUACAUGUUUGUCCUAUGUUUGCGGCCAAGGGAGUGUGUUGUGCCUGUGUGCAUGUGUUCAUGCAUGCGCAUGUAUGAAUGUGUGUGUGUGUGUGUGUGUGGGAAUGUGGGUGUGUUGAAAGUGCUGAUGGGCCCCCCAGAAGUCCCUAUCCAUUGCUGUAGAAGCCCCUGGCUGCAAGAGAACAAUCCAGCACUGGGGCUUUGUAGUCAUCUUUGUCCCUGGGGGAAAUGUGUGUG
Molecule: messenger RNA, 5794 nt
Organism: Oncorhynchus nerka (sockeye salmon)
Lineage: Eukaryota; Metazoa; Chordata; Actinopteri; Salmoniformes; Salmonidae
Product: chymotrypsin-like elastase family member 2A
Exons: 3
Coding region: 267-2969 (900 amino acids)
Biological process (GO): proteolysis; neuron projection development
Cellular component (GO): plasma membrane
Molecular function (GO): serine-type endopeptidase activity
Source: RefSeq, a predicted model, not a curated record